UUAGAAUAGGUGUAAUUAAAUGCUCAUGUUGUUCCUCAUUGACUGGUUUAAAGUCGUUUCGGAUUACAAGCAGCUCUCCUCUUUCACAGCGGGGCUGCAGCGCAUUUCAUCUGCCUGUCACUGAAGCUGCAGCGCUGCGGCCGCUAGAGGUGCGUGCAGCACUCACGGAUCAGGGUGGGAUGGACUUUUGGAAACUUUUGGCUUCCACAAAUUCCCUUGGAAUAUACUUUAGUGCUGACGUUAAGCAUUGCAAUACAAACACACUUACAAAUUGCUUAUACUUAUAUAUAUAUAGUCAUCUGUGCUCCGGGGGAACAGAUUGUAUGCAUAUACAGGACGUUUUCUGUGCUUAAGCUUCGAGGGACCUGCUGUACCUGCUGGAUGAGCGCAUCGAGAGGCGCAAGGUGUAAGAGCACCGCCUGAAGAAUCAGUAAGCGCUUUUUUUUUUUGAGGAGUUCACUUUUUUAAACGUCUCAACGGCGCGUUUCAGUGUGUUUAACGCGUGUGUGUGAAUGAUAUCAUUUGGGGAUUUCUGAACACGAAGGAUUCAGCUCACCAGCGCUUCCAAUGACACACGGUGUCGUGCGCGGGCACACUGGUGUGAUACAGUAGCACUGAGAAGGAAUCCGAAUAGGAUCCGACGGGAAUUAAUAAACGGACCCCCGAGAGAAUAAAGGACUUUUGGAAAAUUAAGUGAUAAAAUGCAACUCUACAAUGAUGUAAAAUACGUACUGAGGUAAAGGAUAACGACAAGAAAGAAGCUAACUUACGAAUUGGGAGACGUCUGCUACAGUGAUUCCACUGACAUGAAAACCUAAAGAAAUCUACUUGCGCGUAGACAACGGGUAGUUUUAACGUGCUCAAACAAUGAAACCGUUAACACUUUUCUGCCGAGCCUCACUUGGGCUGUUGUGGAUGUGCUGGGGUGUUCUUGAUUCCGUACACUGCGGCUUGGGCGACAACCAUGCCCACUCGAGUUUUAUUUACAGGAGGUUGCGUAACCACGAGCGGAGAGAAAUCCAGAGAGAAAUCCUUUCGAUUCUGGGCUUGCCGCACCGUCCCAGGCCGUUCUCCCCGGGCAAGCAAGCUUCCUCCGCGCCUCUGUUCAUGCUGGACCUGUACAAUGCCAUGUCCACGGAGGAAGAGGACGCGGUGCUGGGAAGUACCAGCAAGGGGACCCCCGGCAAGUCGCAGAGCAGUUCCCGCAAGGGGUACUACGGCUCACCACACGAGUACUCCCGUGCGGCGCAGUCGUACCGCGCAGGCCCCCUGACUAGUCAAAGCCCUCCUCUGGCGACCGCACACGACACCAACUUUCUGAAUGAUGCCGAUAUGGUUAUGAGCUUUGUCAACUUAGUGGAAAGAGAUAAAGAUUUCUCCCACCAGAGGAGACAUUACAAGGAAUUUCGAUUCGAUCUGACUCAAAUCCCUGACGGCGAGGCGGUAACGGCGGCGGAGUUCCGGAUUUAUAAGGAUCGCAGCCACACUCGGUAUGAGAACAGCACGCUGAAGGUCAGCGUUUACCAAGUCAUCAAGGAAUACCAAAACAGGGAUGCAGACACAUUUUUGCUAGAUUCAAAAAAGAUCAAAGCUUCUGAUGGGGGCUGGCUGGUUUUUGAUAUUACUGCUACAAGCAACCAUUGGGUUCUUAACCCUCGACAGAAUAUGGGCCUCCAACUUUGUGUUGAAACAAUAGACGGGCGAAGCAUCAACAUAAAAUCUGCAGGUAUUGUUGGCAGAAAUGGCCCCCAGUCCAAACAGCCAUUUAUGGUUGCAUUUUUCAAAGCCAGUGAAGUCUUGCUUCGUUCUGUGAGAGCUGCGAAUGGGAAAAGAAAAAACAACAGAAACAAAUCGGGCAGCCAUCACGAUUCCUCAAGGGCACCUAAAGUUGUUGAUCAAAACACCAGUGAGCAAAAGCAAGCCUGCAAGAAGCAUGAACUUUAUGUGAGCUUCCGGGAUCUGGGGUGGCAGGACUGGAUUAUUGCACCUGAAGGUUAUGCUGCCUUUUACUGUGAUGGAGAAUGCUCCUUUCCACUCAAUGCACACAUGAAUGCAACUAACCAUGCUAUUGUACAGACCUUGGUUCACCUGAUGUUCCCUGAUAAUGUACCAAAGCCAUGCUGUGCACCGACCAAACUAAACGCUAUCUCUGUGCUGUACUUCGAUGACAGCUCCAAUGUCAUCUUGAAAAAAUACAGAAAUAUGGUGGUCCGGUCAUGUGGAUGCCAUUAGGGAGAAGUCCUUGGCAUGCCUGCCUUAAGAUGUGUGGUAUUGCUGAAAGACAUAUCAGUGGUAUAGAUAGUUAAUCUAUGGUGUGAUGUACAGUAUUAUGUAUAUAUUAGUUCCAUGUACUUAUUUAUUUUCUCCUUUUUGUCAUAGUAAUCAUUUUUCAUAAGCUUAAAGGGGAUUUUUAAAACAGAACAUCUUUAAAAAAGUAAUAUAAAAUUUAUGUGAUUAUAUGUAACCCUUAUGACUUGUUGCUGUUGUUUACAGUAGUUUCAUCCAACUCAACAAGUGGUGCUUUCCAAACAGAUAGUACUUUUUUACUUUAAGCAAUUUUUGAAAGUCUCCACAAGUAUCUCGUAGAAUAUAUUAAGGCAGGGCUGAGAACUGAGGAGCUGAAAUGUAUUGUGUGUUCAGUGUUAAGGCUACAAAGUGUGAAAGAUGUAUAUGCACCUCAAUUUCAGAAGAGAAAUGUAAUGAUUAUGAGCACGCAAUGCUUUUUAAACUUUGGAAGUCUGGCCUACAGAAAGUGCAUGUUCUUUCAGUCUUCUUUUUUCUCACACUGGAGGGCAAUAUUCACCUUAAAUCAUCUACUCCUGCGAAUCUCUUACUGUGUUUUAGGAAUUAUGAAAGAACAUGUAACAGGAGAUAUCUUAGCAGCCGUUAAAGCGUAAUACCAUACAGUAGCAUAAAAAAGCAAAAGACAAGUCUGUAAUAGCACCAUUUCUUCUUUCUUAAAUGUGAAUACUUUUUAGGCAUGGAUUAAAUCACAGCUCUGACUCAGACACACGUCCUGGUGCCCAGACCCAGCAGAGUACUUAAUGUAGUUUUCCACUGGGUAUGUGACAGAUGCUGGUUUCAAUUAUCGCAUGCAGAACAUUUGUACAGUGAGUACUUAAAAAAAAAAAUCUGAGCAGUGAUUGUGGCAGUUAUUGACAAAUUACUUUUUUCACCUCCUUGGAACCAAAUGAGUUUUCAACAUUGUGCAUUGUUAAUACUAUGUACUUUCACCAUCGAAGCCAUAUGACAUAGUGUAGGGUGAGAAUUUCUACAGAGACAUCACUCUGCAGUUCUCCCAAGAGCAUUUAAAUGCUACAUGACAAGAAACCAGCCUUUUGGUGUAGUAGAUUUGUUUGAGUUGUGAAGAUAAGUAAGAAUUCGGGGUCUGACUCCAUAAGCAACUCAGUACUGAAAAAAAAACUUUUGAAGUCAAUUAGGGAGGACAAGUCUAUAAGUACUGCACCACACAUUUCAAAACCUUAGUUGAAUACUGGACCAAAGUGUUCAGCAUUGAAUCCACCAUUUAGAUUUUUAAAAUGCAUUGGUCAUAUUAAUUUAAGCUUCUCUUCCUGUGCAAACUUGGCAAAACAUUAGCUUCACAUAAAAAAUAUGAAAUCAAAGCUACUAACGUCUACAUCUCAUUUGGUCCACUGUACAUCUAAGGUGUUUUUUUAAAGCUCUGUUCCAUUAGCAGUUUGAUUCUAAUAAUGUUUACAUUUUAGUAUGUACUUUAAAUGUUCUAUACCAUAAAGCUCUCAUACUGGUAAUGCCUGGUGGUUAUUUAAGUAAUAUCUGAAGCUUAAUAGUUUUCAAGAAUAAAUACGCUUUGCUAAAAUAAAGUCUGAAACUGAAAAAGACUUAAUGGAUCAAACAUUUUACAUGUAUAUUUGAGAACUAUUUUCUUGUGUGUUUUGUGAAGAAAUACAUAGUACUUUAAUACAGCAGGGCAGCAAUGUUUUCUCCAUUACAGCUGUACACUUAAGUGCGUAACUGGAUCAAUUUAUAUUUUACUUAUGAAAGAUAUUUAACCACUUCAAAUUCAUUUGACCAUUUAUGUGGUUAAAAGUAUACAAAUGCAAACUUAACACUGUGUUCUUCCCUCAUAUGUUCCAGAAAUAGAGACACUUGUGUUUUCAUUCUUUUAGAGUUGAAUAUCAGACUUCUCAUAUCAGUAGAGUUGAAAGCUGAUAAGUAGGCCUUUAGUUUUAAGGACAGGGUCUCAGACAUGAGAGGAGAGAGAUGUUUUUAAUUUUUAAACCUUUGUGUAGUCUCUGUAGGAUAACAUUUCACCUUAUCAUUAAGUUUCUUCUGUUAACAUGAGUAAAACAUUUUAAAAUAAAGAUGUACUGUAUGAAGUCCUGUUUAUAUGUCAUUAAAUGUCUUU
Lepisosteus oculatus (spotted gar) is the source of this 4387-nucleotide messenger RNA. RefSeq names its product bone morphogenetic protein 5 (gene bmp5). Gene Ontology annotation, molecular function: cytokine activity; growth factor activity. NCBI's taxonomy places the organism in Eukaryota, Metazoa, Chordata, Actinopteri, Semionotiformes, Lepisosteidae. The record is from RefSeq and is a predicted model, not a curated record. Gene Ontology annotation, cellular component: extracellular region.